AUGUCGUCGCAGAUAUCUGUUCUCACGAGCACGACAAGGCUAACCUGCCGCCGGGACUUCCCCGUUUGGUACGACGCUCUCUACGCCGAAGCCGACGCAGCAGACGUCUGGGAUCUCAUAGACCCAGACGACACUACGUCUCCGUCAGACCCAAGAGAGGACGAUGAAGAACUCUCGAUCGAAUCAUGGAUCACGCAGCAGAACGAAAAGCAGCGUAGAACCUAUGAUCGGAAGCGGAAAGCCUACGAUUCGAUUCUCCAGCAUAGGGCAGAAGCGAGUGACGAUACAGGGGAAGAACUCCAGGAGCCUGUAGCACAACCAACUCUCACGCAAAACACGCCCGGGAUCUUUGAAAGAUAUACGAACUACCUCGCUUCAAAAUCAGGCCGCGACGUCCUCAAAACUCGUCGGGAGCGGGACUUCGACUCUAUUCAGCGUUGGGUUAAGGAAACGGUCGACAAGGACAUCCUCUACGCUGCGAGAUCGGAGAUCCUAGCGAACAACCAACGUUCACUCCGUGCUCUUAUUCAGUACCUUCGGAAACGCUACGCUCCAAGCGAAUCAAGCAGUCAAACUACAGUUCGCGAAGAGUACCUUCUCCUCCUGGAAAAGGCCAACACAAGCGUAAACCCCCAGACCUGGCUAAGAGACUUCCAUCGAGUACUGCUCCGCGCGCUUCGAUUCAGAAUACCGGAAAGCCAGGGAACGCUCGCUUCGAAAACUUUUCUUCGAGCGGUGGGACACCGUUUUGCCCCCUCCUGGGCGACCUCCGAGCUCACUGAAAUUGUCAAAAUGGAGCGCAAGGGGGACCGCAUCCCUACUGUAAGUGAAUACAGGGAUAUGCUGGAGGACUUGCUGUAUGAGGACACCCUAUACGACAAAAAUCGGGGUAAAACAAGCGGUGUGUACGCUACCCUUGCCGGUCGCCCGAGCGAAGCAAUCUCAGAUGGAAAAAGCGGUUCGAAAGGAAAAGGCAAAUCCGAAGCGUGCCCCUGCAACAAACCCUACAACGCAAACCCCCUGGAGUGCACCCGCGUGGAGUACGCCCUUACCGGGCGAAUCAAGCCUUCCCAGGACAAACUAUCGAGGGACGAGUGCAAGGAGAUUCGAAAGCGUAUCAAUCAGUCCGAGAACUAUGAUCUCCGAGCCGAAUUAGCUCGGAAAGGCUGGAUCUGGGCGACGGAACCUCCCAGCUUCCGAAACCCAGCGCCGCCUCGCAAUAGGUCGUCAGGAAAUACCGGCUCUAAAGCGAAAUCGCAGCAAGAGGAGAAUGAGUCAGAGGUGACACUGAAGAGAAAUAUCCACGCAGUAACGAUCAGCCGUGAACUUCUCCGGGAAAUUUCGGACGACUUCGACUCGGACUACGACCAACCAAGCGUAUUUGCAACCCCACUGACGGGACCCCAUGUUCUGUCACGAAGCACGGUUCUCGACAACUGCGGAGCUACGCACCUUGUUAACAACCUUGACUUGCUUGAAUCGUCUUCUAUUAAAACGUGCAUCGGCGACGAGAGAGUCGACUCAGGAACUGCUUCGUACCCAAUCCUAGCAAAGGGAACGUGGAUCUUGCCAAAAGCACUAAAUGGCCCUGAUGGAGACCUCACAGCAGACCUUACGCUCCAUAACGUUGGAUACGUAGAGAACUUUCACGUUAACAUCGUUUCGGAAGCACUCCUCCGAAAGACAGGCAUCUGGUACUCCGGAUUGGAUAACACACUUCGCCAGGGAACGUACAAAAACAGCGUGGUAGUCAAGCAUCUUGUUAGGAAGAUGAACAUUACUUUCUUCGAAUAUAAGACCGGUUCCCAGUAUAUUGCUCAGAAGCGAAUUACCUCGAGUAACGCAGGAAUCGUGAACCAUUUGGUGCUUGCAGUACAGGAUCCCGCUCGACUCUCGCUUCGUAAACCACCUGAUAGGUAUGAUGACGCCUGGUUAUGGCACCUUCGUUCGGGUCACCUCGCACCAGACGCACUAGAACGAAUGGUGUCAAACGUGAGAGGAGUAAAGAUAAAAGGACCCACGCGUCUGGAAUGCGAAUACUGCGCGACAGCGCACGCGAAACAGUUAAUUUCGAGGCGAACCUCUGAACGGAAAGCAAUUCGACCGUACUAUAGGGUCUCAUGGGAUCUCUUCGACUACCCGACAAGCUUUGACAAGAACCGCUGGCUCUUAGUGAUCAAAGACGAAUAUACCGGUCGUCUUUUCGCGUUUCCGCGCGUAAGUAAAUCGCACACCUUCGUCUUCGACGCUCUCAGGCACUUCGAACGAUGGGUCGCUCGCCAACGAGGCGUUACCCUGUGCAAGCUGAGACAAGACGUAGAACGCGCGGUAAUUGCGAUAAACGGAAUGACUGAGUAUCAACUUUGGGCCCAGCAUAACGGGAUUGAAAUCGAAGAGACACCCCCCUACACCAAGGAACCCAAUGGCGGAGGCGAACGAGCGGGCCAGGAAUUAAUAACCCGAGCGAUAAAGAUGCUCAGCGCAGCGGGCCUGCCAACUACUCUCUGGGUGGAAGCAGUCAUGGCAGCCGCCUACCUGUACAAUAUGUCACCACGGAAGCGAAGAGCUUGGCUCUCACCAAUUCAAGUCGAAGAGAGCUGGUUCCGACAGUAUUUUCGCUGGUGGCAACCACAAUACAGCGCGAGCCUCGCCCGCGACCUUCGCCCCCACUGGGGCUGGACGUACGCGUAUGGGUGUAGGGCUUAUCCCCUGAAAAAGGACCGCGAAGCGGAUAGGAACAGACGUAACUUCAAGGUGGAACCGCGAGGACAUAUUGGAUAUCUGGUGGGCUACGUUAUGGACGCUCACAACCUAUACAGAGUCUGGAUACCCUCGCUUGAUCAAGUGAUUAUCACGCGAAACGUUACCUUUGACGAGACGAAGUUCUACUCGAAGGACGAUGCAAAAGCUAGUUUACAAGCGGAGGUGGCCGAGACAGUCUCCACGGAGAUCUCGGAACCUCCGGCUACGGCGAACCCAGGACUCUAA
Molecule: messenger RNA, 2988 nt
Organism: Colletotrichum truncatum
Lineage: Eukaryota; Fungi; Ascomycota; Sordariomycetes; Glomerellales; Glomerellaceae
Source: RefSeq, a predicted model, not a curated record